Molecule: messenger RNA, 993 nt
Organism: Manacus vitellinus (golden-collared manakin)
Lineage: Eukaryota; Metazoa; Chordata; Aves; Passeriformes; Pipridae
Gene: WNT9B
Product: Wnt family member 9B
Exons: 3
Coding region: 175-993 (272 amino acids)
Biological process (GO): canonical Wnt signaling pathway; multicellular organism development; neuron differentiation
Cellular component (GO): extracellular region
Molecular function (GO): frizzled binding; cytokine activity
Source: RefSeq, a predicted model, not a curated record
GGGAAGGAAGCCCUGACCCACUUCCCGUCGCUGGGGCCCUCCCCGGGCUCUGCCCAGGGCAGGGUGCACGUCAAGCAGUGUGACCUGCUCCAGCUGUCCCGCAAGCAGAAGCGGCUGUGCCGGCGGGAGCCGGGCCUGGCCGAGACCCUGCGGGAUUCCAUCCGCCUCGGGAUCAUGGAGUGCCAGUUCCAGUUCCGCAGCGAGCGCUGGAACUGCAGCCUGGAGGGGAGGACCAGCCUGCUCAAGAGAGGUUUCAAGGAGACGGCCUUCCUGUACGCCGUGUCCUCGGCGGCCCUGACGCACUCGCUGGCGCGGGCCUGCAGCGCCGGGCGCAUGGAGCGCUGCACGUGCGACGACUCCCCGGGGCUGGAGAACCGCAAGGCCUGGCAGUGGGGGGUCUGUGGGGACAACCUCAAGUACAGCACCAAGUUCCUCAAGAAGUUCCUGGGGCAGAAGAGGAUCGGCAAAGACCUGCGGGCCAAGGUGGACAUCCACAACACCAACGUGGGCAUCAAGGCAGUGAAGAACGGCCUGAAAACCACGUGCAAGUGCCACGGCGUGUCGGGCUCCUGCGCCGUGCGGACGUGCUGGAAGCAGCUCUCGCCCUUCCACGAGAUCGGGCGGCUGCUGAAGCUUCGCUACGACGACGCCGUCAAGGUGUUCAGCACCACCAACGAUGCCGUGGGGCACUCGGAGCUGGCCGGGCCCCCCCGGCAUGGGCAGUCCCCUCGGCUGCCCCCGGCCCCCCGCGCCACCGACCUCGUGUACGUGGAGGACUCGCCCAGUUUCUGCCGCCCCAGCAAAUACUCGCUGGGCACCGCGGGGAGGACCUGCUCCAGGGAGGGCAACUGCGACACCAUGUGCUGCGGGAGAGGCUACAACACCCAGAGCCGGCUGGUCACCUUCUCCUGCCACUGCCAGGUGCAGUGGUGCUGCUACGUGGAGUGCCAGCAGUGCAUGCAGGAGGAGGUGGUGUACAGCUGCAAACAGUAG